Molecule: messenger RNA, 3171 nt
Organism: Aspergillus calidoustus
Lineage: Eukaryota; Fungi; Ascomycota; Eurotiomycetes; Eurotiales; Aspergillaceae
Source: the annotation of a GenBank genome assembly
UCCUCUGUUGCCGUCGCUUGCUGGGAAACUGCUAGAGCUUACUUGGCACCAAGUCUCGGCCCUAUCGCAUCCCGCCGUCGAGCUCAGAGUUUUCUUCCAAGAUGCGAGCUAGUAGCCAUCCUUGGGGGUCCUUGCAUGUGGCACGUCCUCGCCAGGCCAAACCAAGCUUGCCUUUGCGCUUUGCCACUGGACGCCCACGUUUUGGUUAGGCGAUUUUAUCAAUGGCGUCGGAUCUAAUCAAUCAACCCAGCGGAUCUCCCAUUCGCCUCUUGUGGCCUGACUUGAGUCUGGACUGACCACGACCAGCUGAGUGGCCAGUUUUUCGCUUUUCAGAGCUGCCGACUUCGGGCGAUGUCGGUGCCGGUUAAAAUCCCUGUUUCUAGCUCUGUGCCUGGCUGUCUCAGUUAAAAAGUCGGCCUCUCCCCCCGUCCGCUGUUGCAGUUGCGUUUCCAGCUUGCGCACUCCCGAGGAUUCACCUGAGGACUCAGCAGCAAUGGCCAUCACCAAGUUCCAAGUUCCCUUUAGUCGUCGUAAGUCGGCAGGCGAGGCUGAAGAGCCUACGCGCGCCGCAGACAUUGAGCGUCCCGCCGAUGAGAAGACGGCGACGCCCAACGAGAAGGAGGCCGACACCACCAGCGAGGACAUGAUCCCCGCUGGCCCUACCCAGGACGGUGUGUUGAAGAUGCAGGCCGUGACCCAGGUUUGGACGAAGUGGUCGCUUGCUGGAGUUCUGUGCCUUCUGUGGCUUCUUACCUUGGCAAACGGUUUCAGAACAGCUAUCCUCUACAGUUUGACUCCAUACGCCACAAGUAGCUUCCAGAGUCACUCCCUCUUGACCGUGAUCCAAGUGGUUUCCAGCGCCAUGACCUCUGCUCUAUACAUUCCUGUUGCCAAAAUGCUGGACGUCUGGGGUCGCGCGGAAGGGUGGAUGUUCAUGGUCAUGUUGUCCACACUGGGAUUGAUCAUGAUGGCCGCAUCCAAGAAUCUACCAACAUACUGUGCCGCUGAGGUCUUCUACUCUGUUGGAUUCGGUGGUUUGAACUAUAUCCUUUGCGUCAUCGCCGCCGAUGUGACCAACCUGCGGAAUCGUGGUAUCGCAUUUGCCUUUACCUCGUCUCCCUACAUGAUCACUGCAUUUGCAGGCUCAAAGGCUGCAGAAAAGUUCCUUGUCAACGUCAACUGGCGCUGGGGAUUCGGUGCUUUCGCCAUUAUCAUCCCUAUUGUGGCCUCGCCCACUUAUGUCGUUCUGAAGGCCGCCAUGAUCAAGGCCGAGAAGCAAGGGCUUAUUACUCCCCGUGAGCGCAGUGGCCGCACUCUUGUUGGGAACAUCAAGCACUACUUCUUCGAGCUUGAUAUCCCCGGAGUCAUCCUUCUAGCUGGUGGUCUCACUGUGUUCCUUCUUCCGUUCACCCUCGCCAGCCGAGCUCCCAAUGGCUGGAAGACCGACUACAUCAUCGCCAUGAUCGUCACUGGCUUCGUGGUCUGUGUCCUCUUCGUCCUAUACCAAGCCUAUCUGGCCCCCAAGCCCUUCCUCAAGUACGAGUUCUUGACCGACCGCACCGUGAUCGGCGCCUGCCUGCUUGAUGCCACCUAUCAAAUGUCAUACUACUGCUGGAACAGCUACUUCUCCUCGUUCCUACAGGUUGUCAGCAACCUUGGCGUUGCGGAAGCUGGAUACGUGGGUAGCACCUUCCAGGUCGUCUCUGGAGUCCUCCUCUUCUGUGUUGGUUACGCCAUCCGCAAAACCGGGUACUUUAAAUGGCUUCUCUGGAUCUCUGUUCCUCUCUACAUCUUCGCCCAGGGUUUGAUGAUCCACUUCCGCCAGCCAAACCAGUACAUUGGCUACAUUGUCAUGUGCGAAAUCUUCAUCUCUGUCGCUGGCGCCUGCUUCAUCCUGAUCAUGCAGCUCGCCGUCCUCGCAGCCGUCGACCACCAGCACGUCGCCUCGGCUCUAUCCGUCCUCUUCAUCUCUGGCGGAAUUGGCGGUGCAGUCGGAAACGCUAUUUCCGGCGCCAUCUGGACAAACACUUUUUUGCCUGCUCUGCAGCGCGAGCUUCCCGAGUCGGCCCUCCCCAACGUCAUUACUAUCUACUCUUCGCUUCCAGCGCAGCUGGCGUACCCGGUCAACUCGCCUGAGCGUCUUGCGAUUCAGAGGUCGUACGGCUAUGCGCAGACGCGCAUGUUGGCUGCCGGAACGGGGCUUAUGGUCCUCGUUUUUGCUUGGGUUGCGCUUAUCAAGAACUAUAACGUGGGUAAGAUGAAGCAGACCAAGGGUGUUGUCUUCUAAGCGGUGCUUGGAAGCUUAUUACACGCCCGUAUCUGGUCAACUGGGGGAAGAGAGAGAGGAGUGAUGCGGCGGCGGGCAGAGGAAGAAUGCAGACCGCAAGCGAUUUGUUUUUCAUCCCAUUGUCCGUCUGUCAUGGCAUUCUACUCCUCUUGUAUCCGGUGAUAGUGAAAAUAAAGGCUUUACUUACAUAUAUGCCUUGGUCUAAUUGAUUUAUCUUAAUGUAUAUACGAGGGAGCAGUUGUGACGCAUGAUCUCGAUGAGACACGGUCGACAUUCGUUCAAAAUUGGCGGUGAUAAUACUACGACAUCUCCGAUGCUGCGCAUAACAAUUCUGUUUUUCCGUCAUCUUGUAGAUCUGACGAUAUACGUCAUUUCGCCACGGCCCAACAGUUGCCCGAGGGCAGAUUCGGAGUCCCCCCUCGCGAUAUAGACUCGCGUCGCAUAUGGACAGGCCAGCCCAGAGAUAAUCUAGAGGCGCGGAAUGAACGAGAGCAAUAGAUGUCCGAAUAUAUCUCAUCGUCCGUCCGUCCGUCCACUCGCAUCUCUAAGGAUCUCGAUCUAAUCCAACGCGAGCAUAAGCACCAGGCCCGGCGGCCAGACAAUAUCACACAUCAUCAACAACCGUCGACGGCCAGAGCCGGAAGAUCAGAUAAGAUGUCGACGAGGUAAUUUUUAAACCCGCCCGCAUGCACUGAUCCUGGAACCCGAUUAUCAGAUCAGAUUAGAUCAUCUCGCCGUCUUCCACGUCCCUGGUUCCCGUAUGGAGCACCGCUCCGCGCGGCGCCAAGGAGCCAAGAUUCCUGUUUCCGUGGAGAAUGAUUCCUACUCAGAGAAUGCGAUGGAUGAACCGUCUGUAACCGAGCUGCGCCGAGCGUUGAGUGGAA